Messenger RNA from Ectocarpus sp. CCAP 1310/34, 2280 nucleotides. Lineage: Eukaryota; Phaeophyceae; Ectocarpales; Ectocarpaceae. The record is from the annotation of a GenBank genome assembly.
AUGUUUACUGAUGACCUCUCUCGCAUGAGGUUUGUCUUUCUCCUGAAAACGAAAGAUGGGGUGGCGGAGUCGCUCCAAGAGCUUAUCCAGAACGAAGCGGAUCCUUUGGGGAUCUGCAUCGGCAAGGUGCACUGCGAUGGCAGAGCAGACUUCAAGGGCAGGUUCCAAGCGUUGUGUGAGUCCAUGGGGAUCAAGGGUGCCGUUAUGUUUACUGAUGACCUCUCUCGCAUGAGGUUUGUCUUUCUCCUGAAAACGAAAGAUGGGGUGGCGGAGUCGCUCCAAGAGCUUAUCCAGAACGAAGCGGAUCCUUUGGGGAUCUGCAUCGGCAAGGUGCACUGCGAUGGCAGAGCAGACUUCAAGGGCAGGUUCCAAGCGUUGUGUGAGUCCAUGGGGAUCAAGGUCGAUGAUAGCCCUUCCUACGUGCCGCAAGGGAACGCCAUCGCCGAACGUGGAUUUGGCACCAUCUUCGGAAUGGCGCGCAAGCUACUCCUGGGAGCACCCCACCUUCCAGGCCAUCUGUGGGGCGAAGCAUUCCAUACAGUUAUCUACCUCAAGAAUCGCACACCAAGGAGGAUCUGGGCGGAAAGGCCCCACUCGAGGCUGUGGGAACCAGCGGAGCCCCUCAAGAUCGCAAACUCCGCUGAGGUGUCAUUUCGUGAGAAAGAGACUCGCGACGUGGUCAAACCCAAGGAAGGGGUCUCCAUCGCACCGGAGAGGAUGAAUCUGCAUACGACGGAGGAGGUGUACGAGCGGACCGAGCAUGCCCUGUUGACGGGUAGUGUGCUCGGAAAUAUCGGCACUGGUCGCCCCGGUGAGGCGGGCUACAGGCCUGCUGAUCCCGUGAGCUAUGACGCAGCGGUCAACGGCACGGAGGAAACACUCUGGAAAGAAAGCGUCAGCGACGAGGGGAAUUCGCUAUACAAACAUGACGUGUUCGACUGGGUGGAUCCGCCGAAGAACUCUGAACCGAUCCCGUCUAGGUUCCAUUUCGUGUGGAAGUACAAUCAGGACGGCGUGGCGGUUCGCGCGAAAACUCGUGUGAUGGUGCAAGGCUUCUACGAAGCUGAUACGGGGGCCGACAAGGCGGCGCCGGUGGCGUCCAUGGAAUCCGUACACAUGGUGUUAGCAGUUGCUGCCCACAACCAUCUCGUGCUGAAGCAAGCGGAUAUCAGGACGGCACUUUUACAUGCCAGAAUCCCCGAGGAUGCGGAGCCUACAUACGUCAUAUCGCCAAAGGGAUUCCCGUGUUCGCCGGGUCAAAGUAAUCAAGUCUGGGUUCUCAAGGCGUGGCUCUAUGGCCUGCGCCUCUCCCCGAAGGGAUGGAACGGUACUCUUUAUGUCUUUCUGCUGGAGCUUGGCUUUGUGCAGAGCACCGCAGACCCGUGCCUUUACUCACUGCAAGACGGAGAUUUACUUGUGCUUGUAUACGUGAGCGACAUCAUGUUCACCGGCACCAAUGACGAUCUGGUGACGACGGUAAUUUCGCAGCUGAAGGAAAGGUUCGAAAAGGUGGAUCUGGGGGAUGCGGAAUUCCUUCUGGGAAUGGCCAUUCAGCGCCAUCUCAACGCCGGAACACUUCUCCUGACGCAAGAGGCGUACACCAAGGCCGUGCUGGCUAAGUUCAACAUGGCUGACGCACACCCGACGAAGACGCCGGCUGAGGUUGGGCCGACCAGUACGGCGGAGGAUAAAGUGCUGUCGCCAGAGGGCACCAAGAAGUUCCGGUUGGCUACGGGUUCGGUUCUUCACCUUUGCAGGGGAACGAGGCCGGACAUUGCACACUCAGUGUUGGUGUUUACCAGGAGCAUGGCGAAACCGGGACCGAAGGCGAUGGCCAAGCUGAAGCGGCUGCUUCGGUACCUAAAGGGGACCACCUCCAUCGGAAUCACGUACAGCGAGGAUGCCGAGGAUGGAGACAAACUAACGGCGUACGCUGACUCGGACUUCGGAGGUGAUCUAGACGACCGGAAGCCGACUACGGGGAUCGUCCUAUUCCUAGCUGGUGGGCCGGUGGACUGGAGGGCGGCUAAACAACCGCUGGUGGCCGCCUCAUCGGUGGAGGCGGAGUGCGUGGCGUUGUCCAGGGCUAGCCAGCUCAUCAUCCCCUUCCGGCACCUACUGAAGACUGUAAACCGUGCCCAGAAGGAGGCAACGGUGCUUUACGAGGAUAACUCCGGGGCUAUAUUGACUAGCCUUAGCUCCACGAUCACGCCCAGGACCAAGCAUAUUGAUAUCAAGUAUCACCACAUCAGGUCGCUAAUCCAGGAUGGAGUCGUAUAG